AUGACUAAGCCAACGGAUCCUAUCAAAAUCAACAAAUGGGAUGGGCCAACUGUAAAAAACACAUUGGACGACGCUGUAAAACAGAUACUGAAUGAUAGGGUCGGUUGGAAAGAAUAUCAUUCGCUAAUGGACGGCAGGCUACUGAUUUCGUUUAUUGCCGUUUGUUUUUCUGCAACUGCUAUUGUUUACGAUUAUAUUCACCCAUUUCCUAAAUCCAAAAUCGUUCUUGCCGUCUGUUCGGUGACAUAUUUCAUUCUUAUGGGUGUACUGCAAUUGUAUCAAUGGUACGUUGAGAAGCGUACAUUUUAUCAAGCUGAAGAAUCAGACGGCAAACAGAAACGAAUAUGGAAAUGGAGCUCUGAAUUGAAAGCUUACGACGACAAAUACACGCUUUCGGCAGAAUUCUGCAAAGAAUCACGAUCUGGUCAGGGGAAAAUCACAAAAUCAGUUGGUGCCUACAUUAAUGAAAAUGGAGUGGUCCUUGUUCCUUUGCUGAAGAAAGAAGUCGAUCAACUGUAUGAAAACCUACUCAAGGGCGAGAACUGA
Haemonchus placei is the source of this 546-nucleotide messenger RNA. Lineage: Eukaryota; Metazoa; Nematoda; Chromadorea; Rhabditida; Trichostrongylidae. The record is from the annotation of a GenBank genome assembly.